Molecule: messenger RNA, 1931 nt
Organism: Labrus mixtus (cuckoo wrasse)
Lineage: Eukaryota; Metazoa; Chordata; Actinopteri; Labriformes; Labridae
Gene: tmem109
Product: transmembrane protein 109
Exons: 3
Coding region: 142-831 (229 amino acids)
Biological process (GO): intrinsic apoptotic signaling pathway in response to DNA damage by p53 class mediator; cellular response to gamma radiation
Source: RefSeq, a predicted model, not a curated record
GCGCUCCUGUCGUCUAGAGUUAUUACUUAGUUUUUCCACAUCCUGAUUCCUGUUUCACCGUCGCUGUUUACCAGAGACUUUUUCCACCGUUGUAGGAGUGUUUUUCUGCAGCCUAUUUUUUCUUAUCCACCCUCCGUCAGAAUGACCGUCCCCUCCCUUCAGACAGCUCUAGGUGGACUGUGUCUGCUCCUCUGCGGCAUCACGGGCUCCGUUUCCGGGGAGAAAGAGUUCGAGAGCCGCUCAGGGUCCGGGAUGAUCCAGGAGCUCCGGAGCGCCUUUACGCAGCUGGCCGGGGAGGGAAGGUCUUACCUGGGGAGACUGGUCGGAGAGCAGACGGUCCAGUCUGUGCAGAAGGCGUUCUCUCAGGUUCUGGCUGUGGUAGCACGAAGUUUCGCUGACGGUCUGAACAUUCUCCUUGAGUAUGUGUCACACCUGCUGCAGGCUGCUGGACUCGAAGUGAACCUUUCUGUCAACACUGUGACUCCUGACGGUGUGAUCUAUGUGGCUCGUUGGGUUUUCCUGGCUCUCAUUGGCUACUGGCUGCUGUCCCUUGCUCUCCGAUUGGUCGCUUCCACUGUAAGGCGGACUCUGUGGCUGCUGAAAGUGGGCGUUGCUCUGAGCUGUUUCGGACUCAUCCUCAGCGACCACAGCGCGAGUUCAGAGACCACAGCUGUCCGAUUGGCCGUGCUGGUGUGUGUCUGCGUCUUAUUGGGCGUGGGGAGGGGGCGGGGCCCCGGGGCAGAGGAUAAGGCUACUCACCUGGAGGAGCAGGUGAGGAUCCUGGAGAGGCGGCUGAGAGAGAUGGAGGGGUGGAGGAGGACAGAGGAGUAAUCUGAGGCGGAUAGAAGCAAAAUGUUUGAUUAAACAGAACUCAGGUUUGUUUCCAAAGUCUGAUUAAACUUCGUUAAUAUAAUUAAAUUAAAUUUAAACUGCAUGUUUGAUUUUCAAACUUUAGUUUGAUAAGAGCUUCCACACUCUGACCAUCCUUGUUUACAUGAAGAUGCAGGAUGGUAGACCUGUGUGUGGUUAGCAUAGCUUAGCAUACGAGAUACUGUCUGUGAACAGACCCCGUCCCCUAAAUGAAUACAAAAAAAAGAAACGUUAUCUUCUUGUUUGCUUGUCCAACCAGCAGUUGGUCUGCUCUGAUUGGACGAAUACCUCCAGGAAAGAUAAUAUUUCAUUAUUUUGUUAAAUCUGUUUGAUUGUGUUUUUUGUCCUUUUAUUUACAUCCAAACUUGAUUUCAGAUCUGACUUUGCUUUAUUUUCUGUCCUUAAUGGUUGAAGUGUUUCUGUAACUGUGGCUCAGUUGGUAGAGUCGCUCGUCUCUCAACCGGAAGGUCGAGGGUUCGAUCCCCAGCUCCUGCAGUCACAUGUCCGUUGUGUCCUUGGGCAAGACACUCAAGCUCCCGCUGCUACGUCAGCGACGUAUGAAUGUGUAUGAAUGGGAUUAGUUACUUCAGAUGUUCACUUCAAAUAGCAACAUCUGCCAGACUAUAAAAGUGCUUUAUAAGCUCAGGUCCAUUUACCAUCUCAUAUUAAUCCGAUCAGAUAUAAAUCAUCAAAAUAAAACCGUUGUGUGUAUGACACACACGUCUUUGUUAACUCUCAUCCUUAAAUCUGAAGCUUGAUCCAAAGACAACUGGACUCGGUUCAAGAUCUGAAGACAUUUCACCUCUCCUUCGAAAGGCCUCUUAGCCUUGACCAUGACCCGGAUGACGGAGAACCAACACAGACAUCAUCCUUAAAUUGUUUUGGGUUUUUUUUGUAGUAAAAUCCCUUUUUUUAAAUUGUCAGAAAAACGCAGAGCUCUGACUGUGUCUUGUUAACUUUCACAUCAGAAAAACAAAAAUAUUAAAGUUAUAUUUUGGGGGUUUUUAUGUAAAUGUUGAGGUUUUAAUGAUGUUACUAUAAAAUAAAUCAUGUCACAGGUA